GCAGUUUCUUGCAUUGCUAAAAUCUCUCUCCCCUUCCCUUGCCGUCGAGACGAAGAACCCGCUUUCUCUGAAACCGUAAUCUCACGUAUACAAAACGGACUAAGAUUUUUGCAAUCGAAGAUGGAGAUCGAUUCCGUCGCAGCUGGUUCUUGUUCCAAGGAGAAUCAAAUGAUCUACAAGGAAUGGUUCGAAUUCGCCGAUUCAGACGGCGACGGCCGCAUCACUGGUAACGAUGCGAUCAAAUUCUUCUCUAUGUCGAAUUUGCCUCGACCUGAGUUGAAACAGGUCUGGGCAAUUGCAGAUGCAAAGAGACAGGGGUAUCUUGGUUUCAAAGAGUUUAUUGUUGCUAUGCAGCUCGUUUCGUUGGCUCAGACUGGACAUGAAAUAUCGCAUGAAGUUCUUCAUAGCGACGUUGAUUUCAAAAAUAUGAAUCCUCCUGUCAUGGAAGGUCUGGGUGUAUUAAUGGCGAAGAAGAAGCAUUCUUCAAAGUCGAGUGAUCCUAAUGUGAAUGGUAGUCCCGCUGCAGAUACAUCACUUACAGCUCAUUGGUUCUCUUCAAAAUCUUCAAAAAAGAUUUCUCUGUCCUCCGUAACAUCUAUAGUCGAUGGCCUGAAGAGGUUAUACAUUCAGAAGCUGAAGCCACUUGAAGUUGCUUAUCGGUUCAACGAUUUUGUAUCCCCUUUGUUGACGAACAGUGAUUUCGAUGCAAAACCUAUGGUAAUGCUUCUGGGUCAGUACUCCACAGGAAAAACAACAUUCAUUAAGCAUUUGCUUAAAGCUAGUUAUCCAGGCAAGUUGUCCAGCUUAUCCUCUCUACUUCGCCUUCUGGGACCUAUUGAGCUCAUAUUGGACCAGAACCAACAACUGACAGAUUUGUCGUUGUCAUGGUAUGUUAAUUUGUAUUUCUUCAUGGUUUCAUUUCUAGAUAACUUAAAUUUCACUUCUCAUGAUGGGUGUCUUCAAUCUGUUAAUUGUGUUUCACAGUCUGGACCUGAUGAAAGAAGCAUUCCGGGGAACACAGUAGCAGUUCAAGCAGAUAUGCCAUUCAGUGGUCUUACAACUUUUGGGACUGCCUUUUUGUCGAAGUUUGAAUGCUCUCAGAUGCCUCACCCUCUGCUGGAGCACGUAACAUUUGUCGACACUCCUGGAGUUUUAUCAGGGGAAAAACAACGGACACAGCGAGCAUAUGAAUUCACUGGUGUUACAUCAUGGUUUGCCUCUAAGUGCGAUCUCAUCCUCCUCCUAUUCGAUCCACACAAGCUGGAUGUAAGCGAUGAGUUCAAGCGUGUUAUUUCAUCUUUACGCGGUCAUGAUGACAAGAUCCGCGUUGUUCUGAAUAAGGCUGACCAAGUUGACACUCAGCAGGUUGACGCCUCAAUCUCUAAUGAGGGUAUAUGGAGCUCUCAUGUGGUCACUUGGGAAAGUUCUCAAUACUCCCGAGGUUGUCCGUGUCUACAUUGGAUAAACGAGUUUGUGAAACGGGCAAGAGCUGCAAAGAUACAUGCAUACAUCAUCAGCCAUUUAAAGAAGGAGAUGCCAGCCAUAAUGGGAAAAGCCAAAGCUCAACAGAAACUGAUAGAUAACUUGGAAGACGUCUUUGGAAAGGUGCAAAGAGAGCAUCAUUUACCAAAAGGAGAUUUCCCAAAUGUGGAUCAUUUCAGGGAGGUGCUAAGUGGUUACAACAUCGACAAGUUUGAGAAGCUAAAGCCGAAAAUGUUGCAGACUGUUGAUGAUAUGUUGGGGUAUGACAUUCCAGAGCUCUUGAAAAGUUUCAGAAACCCUUAUGAUUAA
Thlaspi arvense is the source of this 1791-nucleotide messenger RNA. The record is from the annotation of a GenBank genome assembly. NCBI's taxonomy places the organism in Eukaryota, Viridiplantae, Streptophyta, Magnoliopsida, Brassicales, Brassicaceae.